This is a messenger RNA of Haliotis rufescens (red abalone), 1597 nucleotides long. Its product is annotated as NADH dehydrogenase [ubiquinone] 1 alpha subcomplex subunit 9, mitochondrial-like. The transcript is spliced from 11 exons. Bases 89 to 1258 code for a protein of 389 amino acids. Gene Ontology annotation, cellular component: mitochondrion. The record is from RefSeq and is a predicted model, not a curated record. Gene Ontology annotation, molecular function: protein-containing complex binding. Lineage: Eukaryota; Metazoa; Mollusca; Gastropoda; Lepetellida; Haliotidae.
UUACAGAUCAAUACGUAAUAGGUUACACACGAAAAUACGUUUGACAUGAAAUAAGAUCCUCCCAUAAUGCAAUUUGAGUGUCGGCAAUAUGGCGGCGAUUGCCACUGUUUCCAAAACUGUCGUCCAAGUUGGGCGGCAUGGAAAGGCAACAGUACCUCGCUUGGUUAGUGCAGUUUACAUCAGCAAGAGAGAUGAAAGUACCAACCUAGCUUCCUACAAGAGAGGCCGUGGAGGAAGGUCCUCAUUCAGUGGAGUUGUUGCUACGGUAUUUGGUGCCACCGGGUUUGUUGGCCGCUAUAUUGUCAACAGACUAGGUAAAGUAGGGUCACAGGUGAUCAUCCCUUAUCGUGGUGAACCACUUGACAUUCAGAGACUCAAGUUGUCAGGGGAUUUGGGACAGAUCUUGUUCUUUCCUUACUCCCUCCGAGAUGAGGAGUCUGUGAGGAAGGUAUUGCAGUACUCCAAUGUUGUCAUCAAUCUGAUUGGACGAGACUGGGAAACAAGAAACUUCAAGUACAAUGAAGUUCAUGUGGAGUCUGCCCGCCUAGUUGCCAGACUGGCCCGGGAGAAUGGUGUGGAGAGACUGAUCCACUUCUCUUCACUCAAUGCUAGUCCUAACCCACAACAGAUUUACAUCAAAGGAGGAUCACGCUUCUUGAAAACUAAGUAUGCUGGUGAAGAGGCUGUGAGGGAAGAGUUCCCCGAUGCCACCAUCUUCAGACCAGCUGACAUUUUUGGGGCAGAGGACCGAUUCAUCAGAUACUAUGCCAGCGUCUGGAGGAGAGCUCGUGGCACCAUGCCUUUGUGGCACAAAGGAGAUGCCACCAUCAAGCAGCCUGUUUUUGUAUCGGAUGUGGCGGAAGCAGUAAUCCAGGCCAUCAGAAACCCUGAUUCUGUGGGACAAACAUACGACGCUGUUGGGCCUCAUCGCUACUAUCUGGCUGAUUUAGUGGACUAUUUCUACCGAUGCAUGAGGUUCCAGAACUUCAAGAGGUCAUAUCUUUCUCCAGUUUUCAGAAUGAAAACAAUGGCUAUGUCCAUGGCUCCAGCAACACCAAUCUACACCAUGGAGAAAAUCGAGAAGGAUCAUGUCACCGACAUACUGACCGGAAACCCAACACUUGAAGAUCUCGGCGUCAACCUGCUGAGGCUGGAGGAUCGGGCUCCGUUUGAGCUGAAGCCCUUCCGGAUGAAUGCGUACUAUGACGAGGCCCUCGGGGAGUUUGCCGACCCAGUCCCGCCUCCCGUUGUGUCAUGAAACUCAUCAGCUUUAGGAUGUUGAACUAUGUCUUAGAUGUGAAAUGUGUCACUUCUUUAAAACAAAAGCUUUGCCAAAUUAGGCUAAUAUUUGGAACCAGUUAAAAACUCAGCUUCUGCUCAUGGAGUUUUGUCAGAUCUCUCGAUUUACAAUCAACUGACACUGUGGACAUCACUGAAGAGCGUGUGGUAACUGUAAAUAUGAGACUGUUGUAUGUGAAACUGGCGGCCUGUUUUCUGAUGUUCACAGAAAGCUGACCCACAGCCUAAUGUGAACUCUCCUUCAUGAGGCUGUUUGGUUUGCAAAACUAGGAUAAUUUAAUAAAAUUAUUGAAACUUA